Hippopotamus amphibius kiboko is the source of this 1603-nucleotide messenger RNA. It is a transcript of the gene TK1, whose product is annotated as thymidine kinase 1. Gene Ontology annotation, molecular function: thymidine kinase activity; ATP binding. NCBI's taxonomy places the organism in Eukaryota, Metazoa, Chordata, Mammalia, Artiodactyla, Hippopotamidae. Gene Ontology annotation, biological process: thymidine metabolic process. Bases 103 to 924 code for a protein of 273 amino acids. The record is from RefSeq and is a predicted model, not a curated record. The transcript is spliced from 6 exons.
GGAUUAAUCCGGCCGAGAGCGGGAACCCGCGCUACCCUGCAGGGCGGCGGCGGCGGCGGCAGCUGUGGAGUGUCCAAGGUUUUCCAUUUCACGGAAGGCGCCAUGAGCUGCAUCAACUUGCCCACCGUACUGCCCGGCUCCCCCAGCAAGACCCGGGGGCAGAUCCAGGUGAUCCUCGGACCCAUGUUCUCAGGAAAGAGUACCGAGCUGAUGAGACGGGUCCGUCGCUUCCAGAUUGCCCAGUACAAGUGCCUGGUGAUCAAAUAUGCCAAAGACACCCGUUACAGCAGCAACUUCUCCACGCAUGACCGGAACACCAUGGAGGCCCUGCCAGCCUGUCUGCUCCGGGAUGUGGCCCAGGAGGCCCUGGGCGUGGCUGUCAUAGGCAUCGACGAAGGGCAGUUUUUCCCUGACAUUGUGGAGUUCAGCGAGUCCAUGGCCAACGAAGGGAAGACUGUCAUCGUGGCUGCACUGGAUGGGACCUUCCAGAGGAAGGCUUUUGGGAGCAUCCUGAACCUGGUGCCCCUGGCCGAGAGCGUGGUGAAGCUGACGGCGGUGUGCAUGGAGUGCUUCCGGGAGGCCGCCUACACCAAGAGGCUGGGCGUGGAGAAAGAGGUAGCCCCCUCCUGCCUUCUCCAUGGGGUGGGGGUGGGGGUGGGGGGGUGCCGCACCCCCACUCAGUCCAGGUGCGUCGUGUCCCGUGGCCAGGUCGAGGUGAUCGGAGGAGCAGACAAGUACCACUCUGUGUGCCGCCUCUGCUACUUCAAGAAGGCCUUGGGUCAGCCCACCGGGCUGGACAGCAAAGAGAAUAAAGAGAACUGCCCGGUGCUCGGAAAGCCUGGGGAGGCCAAGCCCAAGGAGGUCAUGGGAGCCAGAAAGCUGUUUGCCCCUCAUCAGAUCCUGCAGUGCAGCUCCUCCAACUGAGGCGCUGGGCCCACACCCGGGCCGGGCGCUGACCGGCCACCUGCUCCCGUGCCUGCGGCCGCCCCCCCCCCCCCCCCCGGCGGACACCUGCCCCCUGCGUGCUGCGGCCUUCUCGGAGGAGGAAGUGGGGGUGAGGGGGAGGUUGCGCCAGCGCUGGAGCUUUCUGCCCUCUGUGGCGGCCUUUCCUGGGCCUUGGGCCGGUGGUCUGUACGUCACACUUCCCUCCUUGCCUGCCCCCAGGCCUCUCAGUUCCCUCUCCAGGCUGGAGCGGGGGUGGCGUGGGGUCUGGCCUCUGCAGACGCCCCUCCCUCUCCAAGGGGUGAGGCCAGAGCCGCAAGCCAGUGUGACAUCGGCCUCUUCCCCCUUUGUGGCUUUCACUGUUGAGUUUCUGUUCUCACUGGGAAGUUUGUGCACCAGCACCCCUGGCUCAGCACCGAGCCUUCUCUCACGGAAAGACUCAGUCCCUCCUUUUGGUGUAGCUCCUGGCCCCUCUGAGGAUGGCUGGACUUGUUCUUACUUCCCUUUGAGCUGGAAGCCCUUCCUGCUCUGGUGAUCAUUUUCUCCAGAAUUACAGCUUCUUCCACGUGGGUGACUCUGGGGCUCAGAUCCCAGGGCCUUGUGUUUUGAGGAAGGAGUGCUGUGUGUGUGAAAUUAAUAAUAUUAAAACUAUCAGUUGAUG